This is a messenger RNA of Rubroshorea leprosula, 581 nucleotides long. Lineage: Eukaryota; Viridiplantae; Streptophyta; Magnoliopsida; Malvales; Dipterocarpaceae. The record is from the annotation of a GenBank genome assembly.
CUGUUUCACUACAUAACCCUAGGAUUAUGCUCAAAACGCAUUACAUUAAGCAGACUAGAUCUAGGGUUGAAAGGAAGCUACCAGAUUUUGAAGCACAAGGAAUGAGAAGUUCAGCGGUUGCGCCGGAGAAAGACGCCUGCCAAAUCGAGCAUCGGAGAUCCAGAAUCGCCAACAUCGAAUAUGUCCUCCAGGCACACACUAGUUGGCUCCACCAAAGGGUCGAUCGGAGUCUGAAACAUGGAUCCAAGGUCCCCAGUGCUAGAUCAAGUCGAAAAGUCAUCAAGGUUAACCAAAUUUUUUGGAUCGAAUGUCAGAUUUGCGCUAUUGGAGAACUGUCCCACAAAGAGAACGUCGGCUGGCCCCUUCGAUCGGAUGAUGAUGGCAUGAACAGCGAGAAGGAGAAAGGGAAAGGAUACGAGAGAGAAGAGAGAAAAGGGAAAUGAAUUUUGGCGAAGGUUGGAGUCGAACUAGAUUUGGGAGAGGGAAAUAUUUAGGUUUAGCUGGGGAGGGAAACUCUGAAUGUAUAGAAGGAAAAUUGGGGAAAAUGUGGAGGGAAGUGAAAAUAAGGACAGCCGGCUAAA